UGCGGUCAGGGUUGUCAUCGCGCGUGACGUCAACUUGCCGCGUCGCGGUCAACAUAAGUCCAAGCACAGCCAAACACAAGUUCCACGUCUCGUCAUCGUCGUCUCCAUCCAGGACAACAGCCACCUCACCACCGACCACCAUGGUCGUAAACCGCAAGCAGCCCGCUGCACCGGCGCCCGCAUCGCGCUCAUCAUCUUCACAACCAAUACCGACGAAGAAACAGCCCAGGCCACCCCCACCAAGUUCAACAUCGAAUGGCAACAGUACGGAUGCACGUAAAGCUGCUCCAGUACCAGCAAAGCAGAAACCUUCAGCUUCAAAACAGCAGAAGCCAGUGGAACAACGGCCAAAGUCUUUCUUAGACCGCCUCUUCUUGCUCUCACUCGCCCUUUUCACCGCUUAUUCUUUCCACACAUGUCGACCGAAUCCUAUCUUCAACUCGCCGUCACCUUACACGCCGGAACCAGCACUCUGCACCUCUUUGUCAAACUAUCGCACCUACUUCCUCGAACCCUACGUCCUCCCACCCCUCAAAUGCACCCUUACUUUUACCCGAACUGUCUCGGAACCAUACGUCGCUUCCGCCCAGACCCACCUGGAACCUUACCUCGCCCCGGUCCAACAUGUCGUCACCACCACAAAGCCAUACAUCGUACGAACGUACACAAUCGCCAAGGACCUAUGGCAGAAGACGCUCGUACCUCUGUAUAUGGAUACGUUGAAGCCGUAUUAUGAAGCAGCCAUCGUACCGAGAUACGUGCGCUACGUCCAACCACAGUUGGAGCCUCUCCAGAAGAAAGCUUCGGCAUAUUUCGCACACUACGUCUCCAAACCUAUCUCUAGGCAAUACGCCGCUCUCAAUCUGAAGGGUCACGAGCUCUACGUUCUCCAUGUUCGACCUUACGUCCGUGUUGUUCAGCCACAUGCGAGGCGAAUUGUCGAAACGACCUCUACCUACGUCGUGGGAUUGCACCAAGCCUACGGCGAGCACGUCCACCCAAUCGUGGAAGAUGCGUGGAUUACGGCACGACCCCUGCUCUGCACGGCUUGGAAGCACUUCAAGGCCUUUGCUAUCCAGGCCACCGACAUCAGCGGCGCUUUGAUCAAGAGAGGUCUGGCAGAACUGGGUGUCGCGAGGAAGGCGUACGUCGACCCGCAUGUCAGCAAGAUCUGGGACAAGGUUGCUGAAGGCAAUGCGUCUGUUGAGACGAAGGAAACACCGGUUGUUGAAGACUUACCGGAUAUCCAGACGGCAGAGCCCAUUCCGGAGCCUACACGCGUCGUCUCUGCCGAAAGUCCUUCGAUCCCCGUUCCGGUUCAAACCACUGUCGAAUCGGAGCAGGAGCCUCCGGUUGUCGUCGAGCCUGAGCCCCCGGUAGCUACUCCCGAGGAAACAGUUGAAGUCCCCACGAAGAACGUCGAAAGGACCAAGGCAGGUGUGAUUCCUGUCGUUCCAGAGGUGGAGGAAACUCCCUCCCCGCCUAAGGUUCCCGCCAGCCCUUCUCCCAGUUCCCCUUCGGUCACCCCAGAACCCGACUCCGACCUCGACCUCGACGACUUCCUUCGCGACAUUGGUGUCCCCUCCUCGGAUCCCGCACCGCCCGCAGAUCAGCCCGAAAGCGACGUGGAUAUUGACCUGUCCAUCGAACAAACUGAACCCGCGCCGCCUGAGGACCCUGUCUCCGAGGCAGAGCGUCUCGCGGCUGUCGCGGCGAAACGGGCCGGCAUCACCGCGCGACACGACAAGUGGUUCACCAAGCUCGACGAAGGCGUGGCCAAGGGCUAUGUCGAAGUGCAGGAGGCCAUUGCGGCAGUGAGGAACCGGGCGGUUACGUAUGUCCAUGAGAUGGCUGGAAAGAUCAAGGUGCAGGUUGAGAAGAAGUCGGAGGGAGAAGACGAGGACGAGAGGCCGCUUGGUGUGGAUGUUAUUAAUGGGGUACAGAAAGAUGGCGAACGUCUCCUUUUGGGUCUCUCGGGCUGGCUACGGAAGGCUGAGGCGAGGAGUAUCGAUUGGAAGGUAUCUGGUCGUGCAGAGGCUGACGCUACCAUCAAGCAGCGCGAAGAGGAGACGAAGGAGAUGCGCGAGGCAAUGGUGAAAAGGGAGAAAGAGAAGUGGGCACAGGUCAUUGGCAAGGUUGAGGAGCGUUUUGGCGAAAUUGUAAGGAGGCUCGAGAGCGAUGUGCAUGACUGGUAUGUUGGGAUUCGGAAGAGUGAAGGCGCUGAGGUCAUGAGGAUCUACACGGACGUGAAGUCAAUUGCUCAGAAGGCUCAGGGUGAUCUUGGUUUGGACUACGCCUGGCUCGAGGACGUCACAUACAACGAUUGGCAGCGGUACCACGAGCUUAUGCGAAGCCCUGAACGCUUCUUACAAACGGCCAAGGAGAUGCAGGAGGGCACUUCCACUGAACCUGCUGCUCCUGAGGACCCACUAAUCCCUGCACUCGAUGCUCUCAAUGCGGACCUUCAGGACGUUGUUCGCGGAUUCCAUUUCUCACUGGCCAAUACUCGCAGCCGAGCUACUCGUGCCUUUAGCCUGAGGGCUGCUGGCACUGAGGAUGAGGAGAGCGAAGGCUUUUUCUCUGUGAAGGAUGGCGAGAAACGGAGGGAUGACCUCCGGGGCGUGGAUCUCGGCUCAGUGAAGAAGGGCGUCAAAGAAGGAACGAUUGCGAAGAAGGUCGGUGAAGGCGCAGGCGUGUUGGGCGUUAAGGAACAGGCCGAAGAAGUCAAGAUCCUGCCUAUUGACGACACACCGAAGCGCACCGAAGAAGAUGGCGCUUUUGACGCGUCGACAGUCGUGAUUGGCAAGGACAAAGUCCAAAUCGAACAGGCCCUCAAGGACGUUCCUCUGGAGACACCUGCGGAGGUUCGCCACGAAGAGCUAUAGG
Cyclocybe aegerita is the source of this 2886-nucleotide messenger RNA. The record is from the annotation of a GenBank genome assembly. NCBI's taxonomy places the organism in Eukaryota, Fungi, Basidiomycota, Agaricomycetes, Agaricales, Hemipholiotaceae.